CAGUCUGCUGUAAGGGCGCAGAAAAGCGAAACCUCAAAACAUGUCGGUCCUCCCUUGACAGUACGCUGUGUUUUCCUUAUUUCCAGCAUGACAGUGAGCGUUAUAACGCUCUGAUUGUGUGAUUCUGAAGAAGGCUCGACGCAUCGCGUAACGAUGGAAACUCUGAUUCCCAUCAUUAACAGACUGCAGGAGGUUUUCCUCACAGUUGGAGCCGAGAUCAUCCAGCUUCCUCAGAUUGUGGUCGUGGGAUCACAGAGCAGUGGAAAGAGUUCAGUACUGGAGAGUUUGGUUGGACGAGACUUUCUGCCCCGAGGUUCAGGAAUAGUGACUCGGCGCCCUCUAGUGUUACAGCUGGUGAACGUGCCUCCGCUGGAGGAGAGGCGGAAACAAGACAAUGGAAAUGGAGCUAAACAAAACACCCAAAACAAUUAUCCAGGUGUCAAAGCAGAGGAAUGGGGCACCUUCCUUCACUGCAAAAACCAGAUUUUCACAGACUUCAGUGAAAUCCGGAAAGAGAUCGAGGACGAAACGGAUCGCAGUACCGAUAAUAAGGGCAUCAGUCCAGAGCCCAUUUACCUGAAGAUCUAUUCCCCUAACGUACUCAGUCUGACGUUAGUUGACUUGCCUGGCAUCACUAAGGUCCCGGUCGGUGACCAGCCUGAAGAUAUCGAGACUCAAGUCCAAGAGAUGAUUCUGUCAUACAUCUCCAACCCCAACUCCCUCAUCCUGUGUGUUUCUCCUGCAAACUCUGACCUCGCCACAUCGGAUGCCCUUAAACUGGCACGAGAGGUGGAUCCCGAUGGUCGCAGGACGCUGCUGGUGGUGAGUAAGCUGGAUUUGAUGGACGCGGGAACAGACGCUCUGGAGGUGCUGCUGGGCCGGGUCAUACCCAUCAGACUGGGCAUUAUCGGUGUGGUUAACAGGAGCCAACAUGACUUGAACACCCAAAAGAGUCUCGCCGACUGCUGCAAAGACGAGCAGGCGUUCCUGCAGCGGCAUUACCCAUCAUUAGCCUCCCGCUGCGGCUCGCGUUACCUGGCACGCACCCUGAGCCGACUGCUCAUGCAUCACAUCAGAGACUGUCUCCCGGAGCUCAAGACGCGAGUCACGGUGCUCACCGCCCAAUACCAGUCCCGACUCAACAGCUACGGCCAGCCUGUAGAAGACCACAGCGCCACCUUAUUGCAGAUCGUUACGAAGUUUGCCACUGACUACUGCAACACCAUCGAAGGCACUGCCAGACACAUUCAGACCUCUGAAUUGUGUGGAGGAGCUCGUAUCUGUUAUAUAUUCCACGAGACGUUUGGAAGGACCCUGCAGUCUAUUGACCCACUUGGAGGACUCACCGAGCUGGACGUUCUCACAGCUAUUCGAAACGCUACGGGUCCUCGACCGGCGCUGUUUGUUCCUGAGGUCAGUUUUGAGCUGCUGGUGAAGAAACAGAUCAAGAGACUGGAGGAGCCCAGCCUGCGCUGUGUGGAGCUCGUGCACGAGGAACUUCAGAGAAUCAUCCAGCACUGCUCUGCCUAUAGCACACAGGAGCUCCUGCGGUUUCCCAAACUGCAUGACUCUAUUGUGGAGGUGGUUACCAGCUUACUCAGGAAACGCCUGCCCAUUACCAAUGAGAUGGUUCAUAAUCUAGUUGCAAUCGAGCUGGCCUACAUAAACACCAAACAUCCUGAUUUCACAGACGCUGCCCAAGUGUCUGCAUCUGUCAACAGCCAGCAGGUACUGAAACCCUCCGUCUCUAUCUCUCUCUCUCCAAUUCCAAAUAGGAUUAGUUUUUGUUUUAUCGUCUCUUUCACAGGCGGAGUCGGGGAUGGAGGUAAGCGGUGGAAGAAUGAGAAGAUGCCGUCAGAGGAGAAAGGCCCCGUGCCGGGGUUUGGGAGUCCCACUAAAGCUGUCAACCUGUUGGACACGGCCGUGCCAGUAUCCCGCAAGCUGAGCACUCGAGAGCAGAGGGACUGUGAGGUCAUCCAGCGGCUCAUUAAGUGCUACUUCCUGAUCGUGCGCAAGAGUAUCCAGGACAGUGUGCCAAAGACGGUCAUGCAUUUCCUGGUGAAUCAUGUGAAAGAGCAUUUGCAGAGUGAGCUGGUCGGUCAGCUCUACAAACAGCCUCAGCUGCAGGAGCUGCUCAUCGAGUCUCAGGAAACUGCUCAGCAGCGCACCGAAGUUGCACAGAUGCUAGAGGCACUCAAGAAAGCCAGUAACAUUAUCUCAGAGAUCCGGGAGACUCAUCUUUGGUAGCCAAACGUUCUCAUGAACAUUCUGUCCAGGAAAGUGUUUACAUGUUUGUGCGUACUGUAUGUGUGAGUGUGCGACGUAACUCAAAUACGCCAUCUGAAGAAAUUCAAUGCCUCUGCCAGCAUGAACAUUCAACAAAAUGUGUACAGUUUUCCAAAUACCACUUAUUUCUACUGUAUAUGCACUGAUUCCAUAACUGUGUGUUUGACAGAGGUCAAAAGUGUGAGUGUGUGUGUGUUUGUAUUCAGUAGCUCAGCUAUAGUGAACAUAUCAAAUCCGUGUCGUAAUCUACAACAUCAUAAAUGUUUCGGAAUGGUUUUUCGACCGUACGAAUACUCAUUUAACAUUAUAAGAAUUAAGUAAUGGCUCAGACGCUACUAAGUGCAUCCCAAGCUCUCAUACGCUCACAUAAGGAAUCACACAACAAUAAACAUUUUUUUAUUUUUUCAUCAUUUACUCACAUAUCAUUCCACAUUUUUAUAUACUAUCGAAUAUAGGAGAUGAAAAAUGUUCACGCUGCCUUUUUCCCAUUCAGUUAAAAGCUUUCAAGCUCUGAAAUGGACUAAAAAGCAUUAUAAAUGCACCAUAAAUCAUCUUAAACGUAGUCCAUGCAACUCUUUCAUUAGUUUUAUGUCAGGAACAGACUGAAACUCAAUGAAUAUAGAUGUGGAAUGACAUGACAAUGAGUAAUUGACACAUUUGAGUGAACGAUUCCAUUAAUACGCUGUAAAUAUCCUGUAAUAAAUGUGGUGUCUGGGUUUACAGUAAAUUUAAGAAACGAACCGCCCCCUUUAUUAAAUUCGGUCAAAUUUGUGCAUGUUGGCAUAGCUGUAUGCUACGUAUAAGCUUAAGUUAUCACAGCCAAUAUGGGCUAAAAACAAAAGCAGUGAUAACAUAUUUAAUAAUGUGAAUGAGAAAGACAAAUGAAACUUAAUUCUGAUGUUACGUUUAGAAUAAUUAAUGAUGUAACGUGUGACUGAUGUCUAGACAUGGUGCAAAUAAAUGGUAGUGCAGUGUGAAGAGCCACAGAACAAAGAGCCAUUGUGUUUGGUUGUGCUCUGAAACACUUCAAACCACGCUUGGAUGUGCCGGAGACUUGACUGCCAUGUAAUAUUUAUGCUUGUAUGAAUAUUUAUUGUGAGAGUGAGUACGCCUGUGUCAAAGAAGGUCAAAUGAGAAAGAACAAAGAUAUGAAAACAUUGGCUGUUUGAAGCGUUGAACACCAAGAACGAGCACUUAGUUUAGUGUCAAAUACAAAUGUGCAAAAUUAAAACCCAGCACAAAAGUGGCCAGUGGAGCUGUAGAGAAUUUGGUAGUUGUUGUAUUGCCUGCUAAAACCAAUAUUUAUGUGUGUGGGUGUUUAUAUUGGAAACAAUGUUGCAGAUUUUUAAAUGUAUUUCUUAUGAUGGGACACAUUAUGCUUCUCUACCAACCAAUCAAUCAUAAAAACAGACAUGCCAGAAAAACAGAGAGAAGCUGUUGAAGGAGAACUAAUAAAAUUAGCAUAAACAUAUUUAUAUGCAUUGUCAAAUACCUGAUAAGUAACAAGCAUGCAUUUCUUGUUGACCUCAAACUUUAUACUGCUAAAUUGUGUCCUGCCUCAUUUUUUUUGAAUAUUCCAGUGAAUAUGUGUGACGCAGAGCGCAUGUAGAAGUGUUUUUAAUUUCAAGAGGUUUGAGCAGUUUAGUGAUUAGGCUGCUUGAGUGAAGUAGGAUCUGUAGAAAUGCUUCAGAGGCUGAUGGAUUUUAAUGAGCCCUGUUGCAGUCUCAGCACUAAUUACAUGAUGUAUGUUUCCUGAAGCUGAAAUCUGCACCGCAAUCUGAUCCUAAAUAGUCUAUAGCAUUUUGGUAAAUCUCCUGACAAUAACUUAUUCAGGUCAUAUUUCACACUAAAAUGAAAAGAAAAUAGGAAAUUAGGCCUAUUUCUAAGAACAUUUAGAUUUUGCAAUGUAAUGGUGUGUUCACACUAAACACAAAUUUAAUUAUUUGCGCAAGUAGAUUACUAUUAGAGGCAAAUUCACACUGGGCGACGCGAAUGACACAAAAUUUGUGGCACGUUUGCCGUGAACGUGCGAUUUUUGCCUCAAGGAUAUAUAGAAUAUUCUUCAGGUUUAUGCAAAACAGAAAUACGACAAAUGGAAUAGCAGAUCUCUGUCAUAUGGCCAAAAAUAAAUAAAAAAAAAAAAAAAAAAGCUUUUUUGCAUGGCUAUGUUUGACACGUGAAAACUGUAACAAUGUAUCUUACAAGGUAACACAAUGUAACCUUGCUCUCACUUGAAAUGUAUCCCCACAUUAAGUCCUUGAACUUGAGGGUAUUGGACCUGGAAAGUCCUUGAAAGGUCCCUAAAUUUUAAGUUAACCAAGCUGUGGGAACCCUGAAAAUCAGUUGUAGUGGUAGUUGUAUUUUAUUAGCAUGGCUACAGAGAUGUUGCUGUCAAUAAAAAUAAUAAUAACAAUAAUAAUGUCAGUGUAUAUACAGCAGUAAAAUGUAACACACACAUUAAUGCAGUUUAAUGCAAGAAAAAAUGGUAAAUCUCAUUACCAUAAUUCAAGAAAUAAAAUCUUAUUCUCAUUACAAUAAUGCAGAAAAAAAUGACACCCUCAUUACUGUCAUCCAGGGAAAAAAAUCUAAUUGUCAUUACCAUAAUAACAGAAAAAAAUUCUCACUACCAUAAUGCAGAGGAAGAGCGUGGGGGGGUCUUACUCUUGUUACUACAAUACAAGAAAAAAUGAAUUUACAUUCAUGUAAGAAAAAUCAUAUUCUCGUUACCUUAAUGCAAGUAAAGAAAUCUAAUUUUCAAUACUAUAAUUCAGGAAAAAAAAUCUCAUUCUCACUACUGUAAUGCAGAACGAUACCUAAUUCUCAUUACUUGUAAUGCAUGAAAAAAAUCAAAUUCUCAUUACAGUAAUGCAGUAGAAAAUCUCAAUCUCACUACCGUAAUGCAGGACAAAAUGUAAUUCUCAUUACUAUAAUGCAUAAAAAAAAAAUCUAAUUUUCAAAAAAAAAAACUGCUUCUUAUUACCGUAAUGCGGGACAAAAACUAAAUCUCAUUAUUGUAAUGCAUGAAAAAAAAAAAAACUAAUUCUUAUUACCAUAAUGCAGGAGAAAAUCUCAUUCUCACUACCAUAAUGCAGGACAAAAUGUAAUUCUCAUUACUAUAAUGCAUUUUAAAAAAAAUCAAAUUCUCAAAAAAAAAAAAAACUGCUUCUCAUUACCGUAAUGUGGGACAAAAACUAAAUCUCAUUACUGCAAUGCAUGAAAAAAUAUUAAUUCUCAUCGCCGUAAUGCACGAUAAACAAAUCUCAUUCUCAUUAGCAUAAUUCAGGGGAAAAAUCUCAUUCUCAUCACCGUAAUACAGAAAAAUCUAAUUCACAUUGCUGUAGUGCAGGGAAGAAAUUUAAUUCUUACUACUGUAAUGCAGGAAAAAAAAUCUCAUUCUCAUUACCGUAAUGCAG
Messenger RNA from Labeo rohita (rohu), 5699 nucleotides. RefSeq names its product dynamin-1-like protein. The record is from RefSeq and is a predicted model, not a curated record. Gene Ontology annotation, cellular component: microtubule; membrane; cytoplasm. Lineage: Eukaryota; Metazoa; Chordata; Actinopteri; Cypriniformes; Cyprinidae. Gene Ontology annotation, molecular function: microtubule binding; GTP binding; GTPase activity. Gene Ontology annotation, biological process: mitochondrial fission.